Corvus hawaiiensis (hawaiian crow) is the source of this 1496-nucleotide messenger RNA. It is a transcript of the gene NRGN, whose product is annotated as neurogranin. Lineage: Eukaryota; Metazoa; Chordata; Aves; Passeriformes; Corvidae. The record is from RefSeq and is a predicted model, not a curated record. The transcript has 3 exons. The coding region runs from base 126 to 347 and encodes 73 amino acids. Gene Ontology annotation, molecular function: calmodulin binding.
AGGAAAGCGCAUUACGUAGGCAAGCGGCUCCGCUCAACUUGCCACCUGCGCCGGGAGAGCUGCCGGGGAAGCGAGAUCCUGCCGGAGCCCCUCGCCCGCCGCUGGCCGCCCACCCGCCCUCCGCCAUGGACUGCUGCAAUGAGGGAGCCUGCACAAAGCUGGACGAGGACAUCCUGGACAUCCCUUUGGACGACCCUGAUGCCAACGCGGCAGCUGCCAAGAUCCAGGCUAGUUUCCGUGGCCAUAUGACCCGCAAGAAGAUCAAAGGGGGUGAGAUUGAUCGGAAAACCAAGGACGCCGAGUGCGCCAACAGCACCCGCGGCGGCGACCUCCGCAACGGUGAUUAGGGGCCGCCAGCUGCUCUCCGGAAACCCCUCGCCACCGACCCCCUCCCCGUCGCCACCCGCCGAGGCCCAGGAGCCCCCGCUUCACCCCCCGACCCCCGCAUGCGUCCCCCGGGGCCCCCCCACAGCCAGGCCCUGCCCCCGUCCCUGGCUGCCCCCCCCCACCCCAGAGAGCCCCCGCCCCAAUAAACGCCCCUGCCAGAGCCCCGGCCUGUCCUUGGUGCCUUUUGAUGUCACCAGCAGAGCGGUGAGGUCCCAGGCGGGGCAGCGGUGGGAGGGGUGUGGGGCAGGCGGUGCCCCGCAGGGAUGUCCCACCUGUACGUGUGACAUCACUGCCAAGCGUGUGACAGCUGGCGUGACAUCACGCUGGUGCACAGGGGGUGGCGUGACAUCGCUCGUGGGUGGGAGAUGACUUGUGGGGCGCUCCUGCCAGGAGAUGGGCGGUGAUGUCACUACCCGGACAUGUGACGGCUGCUGUGACACCACGCAGGUGCGUGUGAUGGCUGGAGUGACAUCACACUGCUGUGUGUGACGUCACUGCUAGGCAUGAUUGUGGGUGUGACAUCAGAGAGGCACAUGUCAUGGUAACGGUGACAUCAUGCAGGUACACAUGACAUCCCUGACGGACACGUGACCUGCCUGUAUGGCAUCACACAGGCAUCAGUCGGAUGUCACACGCUCAUGGUGACAUUGUGCCACCCGACACAGGGUGUGACAUCACGGCCAGGGGGUGUGACAACACGUGCAUCGUGAAUGUCACCUCACUCUGAGGACCUUGGCUGGUGCACUGUGACAUCACCCUGCCCUGUGACAUCACCCAGAAGGUCGUGGGACAUCCAUCCCCACCCCGAAAUCCGCACAAACUCACCCAAAGCGCCGGUGCUGGGCAGUGCAGCAGCUUUUAAUCAGAAAACCCCUAAAAAAAGUGUGUGUGUGUGUGUGCGUCCCCAUCACCCCACCCCCCACUUUUAAUGCUCUUUUAUGAAGAAUCCCUCAGCUCACCUGAUAUAUAGAUAUAGAAAAAAAAUAAGAAGAAGGGGACCCCCUGAGGUGGGGCUGGGGCUGGUUUGGGGGGUGAUAUUUAUGGGGAGACUCAGUCCCUCCAAACCCAGCGAGCCCCUGCACCCAUUAAACAGGCCCACGAUGAGUCCA